Messenger RNA from Aspergillus affinis, 4824 nucleotides. RefSeq lists its product as uncharacterized. The transcript has a single exon. Bases 1 to 4824 code for a protein of 1607 amino acids. Lineage: Eukaryota; Fungi; Ascomycota; Eurotiomycetes; Eurotiales; Aspergillaceae. The record is from RefSeq and is a predicted model, not a curated record.
AUGAUUUAUUCCCAGGGUUUCAAUUUCAACUCCUACGUCGAGAAAGGUGUCGACCCUCGCACCGGCCAAUACAAUUGCACCAUAUCCCUCUAUGAGGUGCCGGCCGGGGUUCGCAACUGCCCCCCUUUCAACCUUUUCCUCCACUAUAAUCCCCUGGGAGGCGACGAUGUCGGCCUGGGACGAGGCUGGUCGUUUGGCAGCCUCUCCUCCUAUGACCAGCCAUCUAGGACCCUUAUUCUGUCUACCGGUGAGAAUUAUAAAGUCCAGGAAAGCAUCACCUCCGUCAUGGUGACGGACCAAAAGCUCAAGAGUUUCAUGUUCCAGAAGACGAGCACCACAAGCUACCGCGUGACUCUCAAGUCAGGCCAAGUGGAAUUACUCUCCAACUUCAACAAUCGGGCCUCUGUCAGUGUACCCACUGAAAUUUACGGCGCCAAUGGCCACUCGCUGAAGCUCUCCUGGGUGUUUUCGGGCACCCAGCCCCGACUCAGCAAGAUCCAGGCCGGCUCGCAGGACCUGGUCGAGGUCGUCUACAAUGACAGCGCGCAGAUCGCCACCAUCACAAGAGCCCCGGGGACCGCCGAGGCCGCGACCUUCGCGCUGGUGAAACGCAAUAGCCAACUGGCGGAGCUGCGCCUGCCGCUGGAGGGCUCGCCGGCCUGGCAGUUCGCAUAUGGGACGGCUGGCAUCACCAAUGUCACCAGCCCGACAGGGGCAACGGAGAGCAUUUCCUACAGGGCGGCGGGCUUCCGGCUGCCCAGCGGCGCGCCGGUCAGUACCAUCCCCCACGUGAUCUCGCACACGGCGCGGCCCUUCCAUGACCAGCCGGCCAUCCAGACGACCUACAGCUACUCGGACCACAACUUCCUCGGCUACGGCGGAGGCCGGAACUGGACCAGCGACGGUGAUAACCUCUACCUGACCCCGGCCGACUAUGAGUAUACCUCCACCGUGCAGGUGGUGGGCGGAACUACCACCAGGCAUGUUUACAAUAAGUUUCAUCUGCAGCUCAGUACGCAGCAGCAGAAGGGCGUCAAGCAGCUCACACAGGCCACCACGUACUAUGCCCGCAGCAAUACUGCCUUUGAGAACCAGCCGGCCCAAUAUCAGUUGCCCCAGACUCAAGAUACCACCUAUCGGGACACCUCCACCGGGGCGUCGCGUACCGAGACGACCCGGUUCACGUUUGACGUCUGGGGGAACGAGACCAGCGAAACAUCCCCGAGUGGUGUCACAACCACUCGUGAAUACUAUGGUGCCGCCGGCGAGAUGGCCUCUGGUCAGGUCCUCUGUCCGGCCGAUCCGCACGGAUUCCAGCGCUAUGUCAAGCUGGAGACCGUUAUACCUGCUGCGAGUGCCUAUCCGACGCCCACCCGCGCCCAUAGCUACACAUAUCUCGACCUCCCCACGGCCACCGCGGCCCUAACCGACUAUUUCGUGGCCAGUGACCAACGGCUGACCCGCGAGGAUGGCCAAACCCUCGCUACCACGGAAUACACCUACGUGAACCAGCCGGAGUCCGCGGAUCAUGGCCGACGACAGCAGCAGGUCACACGCUUGUUUAACCAGGAUCCGACGAUAUAUAAGUUGACGUACCGCCAUGCGAGCUCGACGGAACUGACCGAGACCAUUACAACAACCAGUUUCGACGGCCAGACCACGCAGGAGGAAACCACCACCUCCCUCAUGUCCGGAUUGACGCUCGCAACCAAGAACCGCGCUGGCACCGAGACCACCCAUCAGCACGAUGCGAUCGGUCGGGUAACCCAGACCGUCAUCGCCCCUGGUACGGCCUUCGAGGCCAGAAAGCAGCACGAAUAUGCUGUCCUAAAGAACGCCGUUGGGUGGCAAGUCACGGUGACCGACAGCAAGGGAGUGCGGACCCGAUACUUCACCGAUGGCAUGGAUCGCGUGGUCCGGGUGGAAUCCCAGGACGACGAUGGCAGCUGGGACCAAUAUCAGACAUACACCGGUACAUUCCGCGUCGUUCAGGAGCGCCGGUAUAACGCCCUCGAUCAAUGCACCGAAGAGGUAGAUAUCGACUGGCUGCGGGCCAGCGGAAGGCCCGUGGAGCUACGUACGACUCGCGCCCUCGAGUACGAUGACUGGGGCGAGGUCUAUAAAGUCACGAAGAACGGCGGAGCGGUGCACCUCUCCGUGACAGACCCCAUUGCCUUGACCCAGACCGUAGGGAAUGAGGGCGAAGGCCAGACGCGGGUCCAACACAAUGUAUCUCAAACCCCGAUAUCCGAGGCUCUAGUGCGGCGCAACGGAACCGUCGAGAGUACCAUCCAAUAUGCCUAUGAUGGACUGGGACGUCGCUGCCAGAUGACGGAUGGCUUGGGCCGUGCCACGCAGUAUAGCUACGAUAGCUUCGAUCGCGUGGCCAAGACAACAUGGCCCGAUGGCCAUGCUAUCAUUACCCAGUACGCGGCCGAGAGCACCGCAGCUUUGCCUGUGGCUAUCAAUAUUCAGGGCUCCUCAGGCUUCAGUAAGCAAUCGUUCGAUGGAUUGGAAAGGCCGCUCCGCACCACUGUCGGCGGCCGCGCCACCAACAAUACCUAUCAAGGCGUCGCCCCCGUCCCUGCCCAGGUCAUCUCUCCGAAGGGGGGGCGCUCCGAGCGCACGUAUGAGCCGACAUUGGACUAUGCUUUGACAGGAAGGGUCACUAGCGAUGGCACCGACUCAUACGAGUACGACAAGCAAACCGGCCAUGUCUUGCAGCUGGAGGGUUCGGUCGCCGCGGCCAGCCUCAGCUACUACCCAUCCAGUUUGCUGUCCAAGGAGACUAUCCAAACCGCUGAUGGGGCUCGCGCCUUGAGGUACGUGUACUCACAGGCUGGCAAGCUACAAGAGUAUACCGACGUCCACGGGAAACAGCACGCGAUCCAGUACGAUGAGUAUGGCCGGCGGCAAGAAAUUAGUGUCGGAACGCUCAAGACCAGACUCAGCUAUGAUCAGGCAGACCGCGUCAUCACGAUGGUGGCCCAAGAUAGUCAACAGGGUGUGACCCUGACGACCAAUAUCGAGUACGACGAGUUCGGCCGCGAAAUUCAGCGGAAGGUCUGGAAGGGAGCGACGCUCUUAUUCCAGUCUACCCAGUCCUACGGGGCAACGGGGCUGGUCGCCGCACGCGAUCGAAGCGAUGACAACGGCACUCUGAUGCGGCAGGAAACCUUUGAGUAUGACAGUUUAAGCCGGUUAGUAGACUACCAGUGCCAGGGCACACAGCCCCCGGUGGACGAGCAAGGCCGCGCCCUUCGCCGUCAGUGCUUCACACUCAACGACUAUGAUGGCUUCGCCCAAAUCCAGACCACGUUCGCGGAUGGCAGCGAGAAUACGCAGGCCUACACGUACAGUGCUCAAGACCCGACACAGCUUAUCAGCAUCUCUAACACUCACUCGCACGAAGCGGCGGCCGUCAAUCUCGAGUAUGACGAGAACGGGUGUAUAACGCGCGACGAGCACGGGCGGACGCUAGUCUAUAAUGCGUCGCGUUUCCUUUCCGCGGUAUAUGAUAACCAGAACCAGCUCCUCUGCGAGUACGGGUACGAUGCAACGGACCGGCUUGUCCGUCAGUCGAUUCCCAAUCAGCCGGACACCGAGUUUUCUUACCGCGGGAACUCGUUAAUCGCCGUUACCAAGGGGGACCACCAGACCAGCUUCGUCUCGGACGGGGGGAUAUACUGGGGGGAAGUCCAACAGCAGGGGGCUGAGGUGAACACCCAACUUUGGGCGUCCGAUGCCCACCACUCGGUUUGCACCUGGCUGGAUACGCGGGAUAUAGAACAGGUCCACGACCAAGCGUACACGCCCUACGGCUUCAGCUCCAACGGAGCGACUAUCGGCUUCAACGGACAGUGGCGAGACCCGGUGACCGGGUGGUAUCAUCUGGGGACCGGCUAUCGUGUGUACAACCCUAGUCUGAAGAUCUUCCUGCAGCCGGACGCAUGGAGCCCCUUUACCUCGGGCGAAAUCAACCCGUACGCCUACUGCCUGGGGGACCCGAUCAAUCGGACCGAUCCGAGCGGCCACUGGAGCUUGCGAAGCUUCUUUCAGUUGUUGGCUGGCUUGACCGUUGCCAUUGGAAUUGCCGUCUUCACUGGAGGGGUCGGAUUAGUUGCGGGAAUGGCAAUUGGGGCCGUCGUGAAUGCAGGCGUCGGGGCCGCCUACGACCUGGCGACAGGGACAACUCCCACACUGAAAAGCAUAGCCUCCGAUGUUUUCUACGGGGCCGCCGGUGGAGUGGCCGGUCACGCUGUGGCCGGGGCCGGUAAAGCCUUGCCUUGGGCGCUGGGAAGCGUAACGGGGAGGAUCACGCAGGCAAUCACUUACGAGGUCGCCACGAACGUCAUUACCACCCCGGGGACUCUUCUCUUCCAAGCCUACGGGCGUUCCGUUCGGUCUCGUCUGGGGACCAACAAGAAGGGCUCCCAGACGCAAGACCCCCUCGCCACGACCACCGGCUAUCUGGCGGAGUUGCCCAUGGAUAAACUUCGACGGCAGCAGGGAAGCGCGCCUCAGAGCCAACAGAUUAUCUCGCAAGCUGCCGGUCGGCUUUCAGGUUACGAUGAGACUUCUUCCGAUACCAUGUCCGCCCGGAUCUCCUCCCGGGAGACGGUUACUGCCGAGGAUGUCAGCUCGAACUCUCUCGUGGGAUCCACCUAUGUCGGCUCCCAGUUCACGCUCCAGCUAAGUCCGGUCCACCGGGUGUCCUUUACUAUCGAAGCGCAGGCGGCGCACGUACCGGCCUGGGAUGUCACCGGGUCCUCGCUGAGUGCGGCCCCGUACCAGCUUGGUGGUGGCAUGAGCUUACAAGGGUAG